AUGAUGAGCGCUGGUCUUGAUAACGAUUAUCACGAUGUAUUGAGCUCCCCAGCUCGGCGCGGGCUAAAACAUAUUCGGAAUAUUGUUAACGAAGCUGUGCUUCUUGAAGACGUAAUCACACGGUAUGUUGAUGACCGCCGUGCACGUAUUGAGAAGCGAUAUCACCAAAGAAAGCGAGGAAAGCGAGCGAAGCCGAUGGAUGACUAUUUUCUCACGACCUCUCUCCAAGAUCUUCGCAAUCAGCAGGGCGAAUAUCUCGCCGCUGAAGAAAGCAAGGAUCAGAAGUCUCAGCUUCGAGCCACACGAUCUCUAGCCAAGCGCGAGAUGGAACGCAUUAAGGAGGAGUGGCGUGAGAAUAAGGAAGCCAUCGUCGACGGUUUUCCGAAGAAUCUUCGGUUUAAACAGUGGCUUCAACACACAGGGAAGGAUGUUGAAUAUGCUUCAUACGAUGAACAGCGUGCUCGUAUUUCGACUAUGCUUAGCGAAAAGGCUGACUUUCCACAAUGCUCAGUAUGCCGUAAAGCCUCUCAGCGCGGUAGAUCUCAAAGGUCUCUAUUCCGAUGA
Fusarium poae is the source of this 564-nucleotide messenger RNA. RefSeq lists its product as uncharacterized. NCBI's taxonomy places the organism in Eukaryota, Fungi, Ascomycota, Sordariomycetes, Hypocreales, Nectriaceae. The record is from RefSeq and is a predicted model, not a curated record. The transcript has a single exon. The coding region runs from base 1 to 564 and encodes 187 amino acids.